Molecule: messenger RNA, 1317 nt
Organism: Phragmites australis (common reed)
Lineage: Eukaryota; Viridiplantae; Streptophyta; Magnoliopsida; Poales; Poaceae
Exons: 3
Coding region: 255-1160 (301 amino acids)
Molecular function (GO): protein binding
Source: RefSeq, a predicted model, not a curated record
GAGGCAUCAUCGCCAACAGCUUUAUUCCCGCGCAACCAUCACCACCAAUCAACCUGCAUGCCAGCCAAAUCCUUCGUGCGCGUCCCAUCUGUGAUCUGUGAAGUGCCCCCAAUAUUUUGCUCGUAACCUCUUGUUCCACUUAAUCUCUCCGAUCGGUUCUUGCAUUGCGCGUUCGCUUUGCCAGUUUGCCGCAUGCACGAACUCGUCGCGUUGUUCGCCUAGCUAGCUGUCGCGAGUUGAGCCAGCCAGCUGCGAUGAGGGUCAUGGUGCGGACGCUGCGGGGGGAGCGCGUGGCGCUGGACGUCGACGGCACCACGACGGUGGCGCAGGUCAAGAGCAUGGUCAUGGCCCGGGAGCGUGUCCCGGUGGACAUGCAGCGGCUCUUCUUCGCCGGCCGGCACCUCGACGACGACGGCCUGCCGAUCGCGCACUACGGCGUGCAGCACGACUCCGUCGUCUUCCUCAGCCUCCGCCUCCGCGCCGAUGACACUGACUCGCAGCAGGAGAUGCGUAACGUGCAGAUGCAGCCAGAACCGGUGACCGUGAAGCAAGAGUUGCAUCAACAGCAGCAGCUGAUGCUUCUCGAUGACCAUGACCACGAGGCAGCCGCGGCGAACGACGGCGAGGAGAUCAUCAAGAGGAAGCCUGUGUCGCGGCGCUCGCUCCGCAAGAUCCUCUCCCGGCUGCACGUGGACGUGUGGACGAGCCAGCACGACGCCAAGUUCCUCGAUCUGCUGCUGCGGCACACGCGCAACGGCGAGCGCAACGUGGGCGACCUGACAGUCCAGGACUGGUCGGACAUCCGCGCCGAGCUGAACGCGGCCACGAGGUCCGCGUUCCCCGUCCAGGAGCUGCAGCGGCGGCUGGACGAGUUCCGGCGCGAGUUCGAGGCCGUGAGCCGGAUCAAGAACCACCACCAGUUCAGCUACGACGCGCGCCGUCGGGUCGUAGUUGCCAACGAGGACGACUGGAAGCGCUACAUACUGGAAAAUCCGGAGGCGGUGGCGUACGAGGGGAAAAGCCCGCACUUCGGUCGCCUCCAGACGAUUUUCUCCGGCGCCGAGACGCGCGGGCGCGGCGGCGCCAAGUGCCGCGAGUCACGGGCGAAGAGAUACCUGAACAAAUUGCUGCGCAACUUUGGGCUGCGAUGUCAGUUCUGAUUUCUAAAUCAUGACACCUUGUAUUAUAUCCAGAGGAUAGAUAUGCCAAGAGCAGUGAGAUACCUGAACAAAGCUUCCCGUUUCUCUUCUCUCCUUGUAUACUGUUUCAAUGAUCUUCUCUCUUCGUUCAUCGGAUGUUCACUUUUAUUUUUUCGAG